Molecule: messenger RNA, 1935 nt
Organism: Lynx canadensis (Canada lynx)
Lineage: Eukaryota; Metazoa; Chordata; Mammalia; Carnivora; Felidae
Product: basic proline-rich protein-like
Exons: 4
Coding region: 1-1935 (644 amino acids)
Source: RefSeq, a predicted model, not a curated record
AUGACCACAGCCCAGGCACCCGCCCCGUCCAGCACCCAGCACCUGGCCGAGGGAGGGACGGGCGAAGGGACAGUGUUCAGCCACCACGGCGGCCCUCGACAGGGCGGCUGGAGCGUUUCCGGUCACACUCUGGCGUCCCCGCCCGGGGACCCACACCCACCACGCCGGCCACAGGCCGCCACCGCACAGAGCGGGGGACGGCCUCAGAGCCCGGAUCUGCUGGCAGAGUUCCUGAAAACGGCCCCCACCCCUGCCCCACCUGCCAGGGGCCAAGACCCCAGCAGCGGCGCCCAUCGCGGCGGCCCCCCCUCCCCCCCCCAGGACCCCAGCAGGCGUCGGGCCCAUCGCGGCGGCCCGCCCUGCUCCCCUCCCCCAGACCCCGCAGCAGCGGCGCCCAUCCGCGGCGGCCGCCCCUCUCCCCCCCAGGACCCCGAUCAGCGGCCGCCCAUCUGCUGGCGGCCGCCCCUCUCCCCCCCGUACCCCAGCAGCGCGCCCAUCGCGGCGGCCGCCCCUCUCCCCCCAGGACCCCAGCAGCGGCGCCCAUUCGCUGGCGUCCUAGGCCCCUCUCCCCCCCAGGACCCCAGCAGCGGCGCCCAUCGCGGCGGCCGCCCCUCUCCCCCCAGACCCCAGUCAGCGGCGCCCUCGCGGCGGCCUGCACCCUCUCCCCCCAGGGAAACCCCCAAGCAGGGCGUCCCAUACGCGGCGGCCGCCCCUCUCCCCCCCAGGACCCCAGGCAGCGGCGCCCAUGACGCGGGCCGGGGGCCCCCCGCCCCUCUCCCCCCAGGACCCAGCAGCGGCGCCCAUCGCGCGGCCCCCCCUUCCCCCAGGACCCAGCAGCUGCGGCCCAUUCGCGGCGGUGCCCCCCCUCUCACCCCCAGGACCCCAGCAGCGGCGCCCACGGCGGCGGCCCCCCCCCCCCCCCCCCAGGACCCCAGCAGCGGCGCCCAUCGCGGCGGCCCCCCCUCUCCCCCCCAGGACCCCAGCAGCGGCGCCCAUCGCGGCGGCCCCCCCUCUCCCCCCCAGGACCCCAGCAGCGGCGCCCAUCGCGGCGGCCCCCCCCCCCCCCCCCAGGACCCCAGCAGCGGCGCCCAUCGCGGCGGCCGCCCCUCUCCCCCCCCCGGACCCCAGCAGCGGCGCCCAUCGCGGCGGCCCCCCCUCUCCCCCCCCGGACCCCAGCAGCGGCGCCCAUCGCGGCGGCCCCCCCUCUCCCCCCCAGGACCCCAGCAGCGGCGCCCAUCGCGGCGGCCGCCCCUCUCCCCCCCAGGACCCCAGCAGCGGCGCCCAUCGCGGCGGCCCCCCCCUCCCCCCCCCAGGACCCCAGCAGCGGCGCCCAUCGCGGCGGCCCCCCCUCCCCCCAGGACCCCAGCAGCGGCGCCCAUCGCGGCGGCCCCCCCCUCCCCCCAGGACCCCAGCAGCGGCGCCCAUCGCGGCGGCCCCCCCUCUCCCCCCCAGGACCCCAGCAGCGGCGCCCAUCGCGGCGGCCCCCCCUCACCCCCCCAGGACCCAGCAGCGGCGCCAUCGCGGCGGCCCCCCUCUCCCCCCCAGGACCCCAGCAGCGGCGCCCAUCGCGGCGGCCCCCCCUCUCCCCCCCAGGACCCCAGCAGCGGCGCCCAUCGCGGCGGCCCCCCCUCUCCCCCCCAGGACCCCAGCAGCGGCGCCCAUCGCGGCGGCCCCCCCUCUCCCCCCAGGACCCCAGCAGCGGCGCCCAUCGCGGCGGCCCCCCCCUCCCCCCCCAGGACCCCAGCAGCGGCGCCCAUCGCGGCGGCCGCCCCGCAGACUACUCGGCCCCUCACACACGGAGCUCAGAUCCCAUUACUCCGGAUCAAAACCUUCCAACAACGGCCCGCUGUGCUCACAAAUAAAACCCAGAGUCUCCACUCUGCUCGAGUGCCCUGGGAGCUGUCGCCUGCCCCCGACUUAAGCCGGCGAGUCUGA